Corythoichthys intestinalis (scribbled pipefish) is the source of this 1871-nucleotide messenger RNA. RefSeq names its product mesoderm development LRP chaperone (gene mesd). Gene Ontology annotation, biological process: protein folding. The record is from RefSeq and is a predicted model, not a curated record. The transcript has 3 exons. NCBI's taxonomy places the organism in Eukaryota, Metazoa, Chordata, Actinopteri, Syngnathiformes, Syngnathidae. Bases 39 to 692 code for a protein of 217 amino acids.
AAUAGACGCCAGCCAAUCAGAUUGGACCAUCUGGAAACAUGGCGUUUGACUUUCGGUGGCAAUGUGUGGCGCUUCUCUUUUGUACUUUUUUGCUUCAUUCUUUGGCGACUGACAGUAAAGAUAAGCCCAAGAAAAAGAAGGACAUAAGAGACUACAAUGAUGCAGAUAUGGCUCGUCUUCUUGAGCAGUGGGAGAAAGAUGAUGACAUUGAGGAAGGGGAUCUUCCAGAGCACCGGAGAUCUCCUCCGCCCAUCGACUUAUCUAAGAUUGACCAGUCCAAACCUGAAGAACUGCUUAAGGUUUCCAAGAAGGGCCGCACCCUGAUGGUUUUUGCAACAGUGUCAGGGGAACCCAGUGAGAAGGAGACUGAGGAGAUCACAGGGCUGUGGCAGGGCAGUCUCUUCAAUGCAAACUAUGACAUUCAAAGAUUCGUUGUGGGUUCCAACAGGGUGAUCUUCAUGUUGCGCGAUGGCAGCUUAGCCUGGGAAGUCAAAGAUUUCUUGCUGACCCAGGAGCGCUGCUUGGACGUCACUGUUGAAGGACAAGUAUUCCCUGGGAAGGCUGCCAAGAAGGAUGACGGCAAGUACAAACAGAAUGAAGUCAAUUCUAAGAAGAAAAACAAAAAGAAGACUGAGAGCGAGAAGGCUGAUUUGGAAGGAAACAAAGCCAGCCCCAGAAAGCAAGAACUAUGAUGGAGUAACGCUCUUGAUUAAUAUGAGGGGCUUCAGCACCACAUAAGCUGGUCGCAAUUCAAGGUCAUUUAUCAACGAACUAAUAAAUCAUCACCUUGUUGAUUCCCAUUGACUUCUGACCACUCACGUUGGUGUCCUGUUGAUCAAUGAGCGCUGUUUUACAAAUCAUUGUGCGAUUAAAUCCCAGCAAAUCUCAUGAAAAACACUAUUGUGAGGUGACGACUGUAAUGAUAUGAGCAAAUCAUAUUUGCAUGUUCGAUUAGUAAUGUCUGCUCGUGACCACACACGGAAGCAAGCUGGGGACAGAUGAUGGAAAAGCCCGCGAGUGUGCAGUGAAUGUUGAUGCCUCUCUUCUGUUCUGUAACUGAAGAUCAUUUAGUAAAAAAACAUGAACUCUUUCAGUAAGUAGUCUUAUUUAAGAAACCCACAAUACAAAAAACACAUCGACUUAAUUAAAUUUUCCCUGACUCAUAUUCUAGUAUGUGAUAUUUAUCUGACCUUCAAUUACUUGUCUAGGACUCUGUUGUUGUUUAAUUGCAUUUCAAUCUGUGUUAAAUAAUAACUCACAUUUCUUCUGGCCUUUCACCUAAUAUUUUUGGAAUACAAAAUAUUUUUUGGGUGUGUGUAUGGGAUCUUAUUCUUAAAAUAAACUCACGUCUUGAAUUGAGUGCUAUGAUUUAGUGCGACAACGAUUAAUCGAUUGACUCGAGUAAUAUGAUUAGAAAAAAGCUUCGAAUCAAAUUUUGCUACUUUGAGUAUUCCCUUAAUUAGAAUGGCGUUUUAAUUGUUUGUUUUGAAAGUAUUUAGUUUUGAUUUCUGUGGCUACACUGCCCUCUGGUUGGCAACAGUGAAUAUGACAUAACUCAUUUAACAUGGCUGAAUCCAGCUGCUCCCUGUUGAGACCAACAUAGGUAAGUUUUUGUUUGAGCUAAUGUUUUUUAUAUGCAAUUUUUUUAGUUUAUAGGCAUUAUAUAGCAAAGUUUUUGGGAAUAGCAUUAAAAAAAAUAGCAUUUUAUAGCGUUUGCAAGUUAGUCAAUUGUUGUAGGUGAUCCUCAGUUAUUUUUUAAUACUAUUUGAGGCUAAGUUCAGGUAUGUAUUUUUUAAUGAAAGCAAUCAUGCAUAGAUUGAAGAAACACUGGGGAGUUUUAUUUUGCAAUCUUGCAGGCAUGAAAAUCUCUC